AUGUUUGCCAAACUUGCGCUCGUUGCGCUGCUUUCGGCCGUUGCUUACACCGUCGAUGUCGAAACCCAGACCACGGUUAGUCUCUUUGUUCAUUUUUCUCAGAAAAUAAUUUUUUCUACAGGAAGCCUUCAUCUUGGCCCACAAGAGCCCUCUGUCCCUCUACGCUGUAGAGAACAUGGACCUCGUUAUCGAGUACGGAAUCUACAACAACGGAGACAAGCCAGCCAAGAAGGUAGGUAUUUGAAAGGAAAACUUUUUUAGACGUAAAAAUCCUGGGAAAAAAUUCCGUUUGAGGCGGAAAAAGGAGUUUGAAUGGUUUUUUUCUCGGCUAAGAGAUGAAAAAAGGCGCAAGUAGCUUUUAGUCGAAUGCACUGGAUAAUUAAAAGUGCUGAAAUUGAAAAUAAAUGCGAUUUGCUGUGUUUCAAUAUUAAAGCAUUUGAAAUUUUAAGAAAUUACUCUAAAACAGGAAAGUCAUGAAUAUCGGAGGGUUUAACUAUACGACAAAAUCGCAUCGAAAGACCACUCAGUACAAAACAUGAACCUUUUCAAACUGAAAAUAAGAUUUUUUAAGAACUUUUAACUUUCCAGGUGACCCUCGAUGAUCGUCAUUCGUUCCCAACCCAAUCGUUCGACAUCAUCAAGGGACUUCUCCACGUCCACUUCGAAAGCGUCGGAGCCCGCAGCAACGUCACUCACUCCGUUGUCGUGAGUUUUUCUCCUGUAUAAAAAUUUUCAUAGCUACUUGGAAAUUUGAGAAAAAGUAUUCAAAAAUCUUUUUUUUCUAUAGGUCCGCCCACGUGCCUUCGGUAUGUUCAACUACACUUCCGCCCAGGUUUCCUACUUCACUGAGAGCAACGACUUGCACGUCGCCUACACCAACACCCCUGGAGAAGGUAAAUCUUCAAAAAAUGAAGGGUUCUGGUGUCAAUGUAUCUGGAAGGCCUGACAUAAAGUACAAUCAUUUUUCAAGGCCUAAAUAGAAUUUUUUCAAAUUUACUUGAAACUGCGGUAUGAAACAGUGAGAGAAAAUUGUAGAAAACGAAUUUUUCAGAUUAAAUUUGAGCUGACAAUGCCCUGAAUAAUAGGAAUAGCGUCUGGAAAAGACCGUGACACAGAAGAUUGAAGUUCACUUAUUAAAAAUAUUUUUGAAACAGUAAAAAUAAUGUUACGCUAGAAUUUAUAACUUAUUGAAAAAUAUGGAAUCUUUUUAAAAGUCCAAACGCCAAAAAUGUUAUAGUCCAAUUUUCAGGAUACAUCUACCGCCAGAAGGAAUACGACAGAAAAUUCUCGCCCAAGUACAUCUUCUUCGUGGUUUUCGCCAUCGUUGUCGCCCCGACCACCCUCGGAUCUUACCUUCUCUUCCUCAAGUCCAAGUCCCGCUUCGAGGAGUUCUCCAAGAAGAAGAGCCAAUAA
Molecule: messenger RNA, 1413 nt
Organism: Caenorhabditis auriculariae
Lineage: Eukaryota; Metazoa; Nematoda; Chromadorea; Rhabditida; Rhabditidae
Source: the annotation of a GenBank genome assembly